CAAAAUUUAUUUUUGUCGAGAAAAACUCAAACCCGUGUCUUUAAUCUUGAUGAAUUAGAAUUCUUUAUACACAUGGACAUUUAACCGCCGCUUACUUCUCUUUUCUUUUUAAAGCUUAUCAGAUGCAGCAUGAUUCUAUUCUAGGCCAUUAGGUCAAGGAAAGGGAACCCAAGAAAAAAGCAGUAAGCCAGUAGUCAGUCAGUGUCAUAACCCCAGUCCUGUCCUGGUUCGCAAUAAGGAAGGCUGGCUGCAGCGCGCGUUGCAGACAAUUACAUCGCAGAAAGAAAAGAAGCCUCCCUGAACUUGCCCGCCGCUCCGUCCUGGAUUAAAUCGUUGCACGCGGGACUUUUCUCUUCUUACUUACUUACCGUGAACCGACACGAUAAAGAGAGACGAUGUCGACUGAUAAAAUGCACCGGAGAAUCUUUGGUAGAAAGUUUGAUGUGUAGUAGAUCUAGAGAGUCUAGUAGUAGUGGUGUGAGAAGUGAAAAUAUUACGGUGCGGUUUCUCCUCGGAUAUUUCUAUUAUUUUCGUCGUCGAGGAUUUCAAUUCUGAUCUUAGGCAAGAGCUUUUCGGAAAGGAUGUUUGUGCCUAAAUGUUUGUAGUGACCACCGUUUCCUCGUCCGCUCCCAUGGCCAAAGAAGAUGGGUGCUGGCGGUGGGUCGUCGUCGUUGCUGCUUUCUUCACUCAGUUCAUUGUGUGCGGGAUUACUUACAGUCUAGGCGUGUUCCACGUCAUCUUCAAAGACAUCUUCUACGAGAGCCAUUUUGACACGUCAUGGGUUGGCUCCGUCCUCCUUUAUGUCACGGCCCUGUCCAGUGUAAUGCUGCGGUUUGUGACCUGCCAGUGGGGCUGUCGUGUGAGCGUGAUGCUGGGAGGGUUGCUGGCGGCCACGGGGCUGGGCUUGUGUAUGCUGGUGCAGGAGAUGUAUCAGCUUUACAUCACGUUUGGCCUCAUCACUGGUCUGGGCUUUGGGCUGGCCUGCUCUCCGUCCAUAGUGGCUGUGGAGCGUUACUUCGUCCACGCCAGGUUCCAGGCAUUGAGCGUCGUGGUCGCAGGCAUCGGAGCCGGCAUCAUCACUUUUCCGAUUCUGAUCCGCCACCUGCUGGUGCACUUUGCCUGGCGGGGCGCUAUGCUCAUCCUGGCGGGGAUCGCGCUCAACCUCUGCGUCUGCGGCAUGCUCAUGAAGCCAGCUAAGCACGAGAAGGAGAUGCGCCUGCUGCCCAUGCUGUCCUGCUUCCCGCUGCGACACCCGCUGUUCCAUGGCAUGUGCUUCGCCAAUCUCUUCUGGAGCUUUGGCUCCACGGUCAUCUACAUGUACCUCCCGUCGUACGCCAUGGCCGAGGGCUCCUCGUUCGAGACGGCCGUGUUCCUCGUGUCCUGUGUGGGCAUCUCCAGUUUUGCCAGCCGCAUGAUCUUCGCCUUCAUGGGACCGAACAGCACGCUGGACGAUGUGACCUCCGCCCUCUGUCCCAUAAUGCUGGGAGUUGUUAUCACGGGGAUAUCUCCUUUGCUCUUCGAUGACUAUGCUGGACAGAUUGGGUAUACACUGCUGUUUGGCUUCUACAGCGGCUUCUGGACCACGUUCCUGUCGCAAGCGUCGCGGGAGCUCCUGGGCCCUGAGUAUAUCGCCAUGGGCAACGGUUAUCUCUCCUUUAUGAUUGCUCUUGGGGCACUAACAGGAGGACCCCUUACCGGUUUACUGUUGAAGGAGAAGGGAGACUUCAAGUAUGCCUUCUAUUUGGCCGGGGCAUGUCUGCUGUGGAGCUCGGUGGUCAUGGUUCUCUUCAAGCUCAAGCGCUGCUCGGCGCGCCUGGAGGCCGACAGCGAGAAAGCAGACGACAUCGACUCCCUGAAGGGGACCAAGGUCAAGGAGCACCGGAUGCCGCUGAUCCUGGAGGACGUGGUCACCAUGCGGGAGGGCAAGGUUCCCAUCGCGGGCGCCGGAGACAUUGUGGUGGAUAACGUGAUCACAUGCGUCUGAUUCCCCGAUUCCCAAAUUCAGGCCGUAGGUAGACUGUGAUCCCCAGUGCUUUCUCUGAAACGUCGGACCUUUGACCCCUGUGCAUUUCGGCAGCUGUAAAAAGUUGACACCCUAUCCUCCCCCACCCACAUCCCCCCCCCACUCCUUUCCACCUUUUUACCUGUGUCAAAUGGCCAGUGACCUUCUUCACUCAUCAUAGAAUGUCCUAUUGUCGCACGAAACGUGGCUUUAUGUCAGCAUCCUUCUUGAUGAAGAACAGAUGGCCAGGUACGUUCUUCUCCUGGAUAUCGUGUCGUCUUCUGUCCCGACUGAUACCAUUCGCCGUACAGUUUUGUCAGUGACAGAUGGUGUGUGACCCUGUGUCGUCUCAUUAUUUCUCGAGUUUCUGUGUGCUCUUAUUUCCUGGACAUGUCAGUGAUAUGAUACAAAUGUGAUGUGGGACGAGCCAGACUUCAAUUUCACUUUUGGACAAGACAAGCUUGGCUGGGAAGGAGACAAGAGAAGAAGUUUGUGCGUGCCCGAGAAACUAAAAAUGGCAUCCUUACUCUUCAACUGAUUUUUGUGAAUUGAUCAAUUUUGUCUCAGUGUGGUGGAAUCAGGCGUUCGUCAGUUUUCGGGCAUAUGGAGUUAUUGAUAUCAAGUUACUGCUUG
Messenger RNA from Aplysia californica (California sea hare), 2635 nucleotides. RefSeq names its product monocarboxylate transporter 12. Gene Ontology annotation, biological process: transmembrane transport; monocarboxylic acid transport. Bases 596 to 1984 code for a protein of 462 amino acids. Lineage: Eukaryota; Metazoa; Mollusca; Gastropoda; Aplysiida; Aplysiidae. Gene Ontology annotation, molecular function: monocarboxylic acid transmembrane transporter activity. The transcript has 8 exons. The record is from RefSeq and is a predicted model, not a curated record.